This is a messenger RNA of Pipistrellus nathusii (Nathusius's pipistrelle), 501 nucleotides long. The record is from the annotation of a GenBank genome assembly. Lineage: Eukaryota; Metazoa; Chordata; Mammalia; Chiroptera; Vespertilionidae.
AUGCUGCUGGAGGAGGUCCGCGCCGGCGACCGGCUCAGCGGGGCCGCGGCCCGCGGCGACGUGCGGGAGGUGCGCCGCCUUCUGCACCGCGAGCUGGUGCACCCCGACGCCCUGAACCGCUUCGGCAAGACGGCGCUGCAGGUGAUGAUGUUUGGCAGCCCCACCAUCGCCCUGGAGCUGUUGAAACAAGGCGCCAGCCCCAAUGUCCAGGACGCCUCUGGCACCACGCCGGCCCACGACGCAGCCCGCACGGGAUUCCUGGACACGCUGAAGGUUUUGGUAGAGCACGGCGCCGACGUCAACGCGCCCGAUAACACAGGGGCGCUCCCCAUCCACCUGGCUGUGCGCGAGGGCCACGCAGCUGUGGUCAGCUUCUUGGCUGCCGAGUCUGAUCUCCAUCACAGGGAUACCGGGGGGCUCACUCCUCUGGAGCUGGCGCAAGGGAGAGGGGCUCAGGAUCUCAUGGACAUACUGCAGGGUCACAUGGUGGCACCCCUGUGA